CCUCACCGCCGACCUCGACGCCGCAUCUCCGACAUGGGUCUAGCUCCGCUGAUGAACUUCCAGGCCACAAUGUCUCGAACCAUGGGGUACAGAGCUCCCGAAGUGAUCGAGACCCGGAAACCCAGCCAGAAAUCAGACGUCUACGGCUUCCGCGUCCUGCCGCUGGAAGCCCUGACGGGGAAAGCGCCGAUGAGAGGUCCCCCCGGCAGCAGUGGUGCGUACAAUGAGGUGGUGGAUCUGCCGAGAUGGGUGAGGUCGGUGGUGAAGGAGGAGUGGACGACGGAGGUUUUCGAUGCGGAGCUGGUGAGCAGCCAGAGCGUGGAGAAGGAUAUGGUGUAGAUGAUGCAGAUUGCGCUGGUUUGCGUGGCGAAGGUCCCAAGAUGCGUCCCACCAUGGAUAAAGUGGUGAGGUUGGU
Molecule: messenger RNA, 415 nt
Organism: Linum trigynum
Lineage: Eukaryota; Viridiplantae; Streptophyta; Magnoliopsida; Malpighiales; Linaceae
Source: the annotation of a GenBank genome assembly